AUGAGUGCUGGUCCCGCUGUCGUCGCCAAAGGCUCUGCGGCAGCCUACACUCACCUGCUCCAUUCAAAACCAUGGUACAGGAACACGCGCCUCAUCAUACUGAACUUUUGGAUCGGCAUCAUGCAGGUUCCAGAACACAUUCUGAUUUACAUUCCGUUAACUGGUCCCAACAGGUUCUUAUCGUCAUAUACAUAUGGUUAUGACGCUAGUAUGAUGAACGGCCUGCAGUCUUUGACGCAGUGGAAUCAAGCGUUCGAUUAUCCUAAUGGCGCGAAUCUCGGAUUGCUCAGUGCCAUUCAAAACAUUGGUGCCUUGUGCGGUUACCCGUUUGCACCCUACAUGUCUGAUGGCAUGGGUCGACGGUUCUCAGUCAUCUUUGGUGCAAGUUUGAUGAUUGUCGCCACCGCGAUGCAAACUGCUAGUAUGUCUGUGGAGAUGUUCAUUGGAGCCCGUUUCUUGGUCGGUUUUGGUCAGACGUUUGCGGCCACUGCCGCCCCACUCCUUGUCGCUGAGGUUGCAUACCCUUCUCACCGUGCUAAAGCAACUUCACUGUACAACUCAUUAGGGUUUGUGGGAACUCACCAGUUGCCAUCACGUAGCGCGGCGUGGAGUACCUAUGGCACCUUCACCAUCCAAAGCAGUUGGUCGUGGAGAAUUCCUUCUGCACUCCAAGCUGUUUCAUCCUUGAUCCAAGUCUUGUUGUUCUGGUUCAUCCCCGAGUCUCCACGUUGGCUUGUCAGCAAGGGAAAGGAGGAGCGUGCUUUAGAGGUCCUCUCUUACUAUCACGCGGACGGCAACGCACAAGACCCCCUUGUGCAGUACGAAUUCGAAGAAAUAAAGGCUGCUAUUGCUUUUGAUCGGGAAGUGGCUGGUAAUGUUGGCUGGCUAAGCUUGUUCAAAACCCCCGGAAACCGGAAGCGUGUACGCAUUGUUGUUGCGCUUGCGGUCUUCUCCCAGUGGUCUGGCAAUGGUUUGGUUAAUUUCUACCUGAACAAGGUCUUCAUUGCAAUUGGAAUCACGGACCAGUUAACCCAGCUGCUGUUUGGUGGUAUUCUCACCACCUACAAUUUCGUUGUGUCUGUUAUUGCCGGCAUUUAUUGUGACCGUGUGGGCCGACGCCCGCUGUUCCUCACAUCUUGUGCUGGUAUGACUGUCUUCUGGAUCGCGCAAACGAUCUGCUUCUCCAUUCACCAAAACACCGGUAGCACCUCAGCCGGCUACGCAUUCGUUGCUUUCAUUUGCUUUCGAGCGCAGUUCUUUUCUACGCGGCUUAUUGCUUUCCCGCCUCUCCUUAUCUCGUACUCCGUCGAAAUUUUCCCAUUCGACCUCCGUGCCAAGGGUUACAUCGUGUUCAGCUUCGCGCUGUCCCUGUCUCUGAUCUUCAACCAAUAUGUCAACCCCAUUGCCCUCCAAGUUCUGCAGUGGAAAUACUAUUUGGUGUACAUUUUCUGGCUAUGCUUCGAAUUUGGGUUCUGCUACUUCUAUAUCAUUGAGACUAGACACCGCACUCUCGAAGAAACUGCCGCCAUGUUCGAUGGUCAGGAGGGCGUGACGAAGAUUCAUAACCAAGCUGCCGCAUAUGCAGGCAUCACGCACGGCGUGGACGAGCUCAAAGAGAAGGAGACGAAGCCGGACCCUGUAGUCGCUACGGAAAAUGAGGCUUCCUGA
This is a messenger RNA of Suillus clintonianus, 1668 nucleotides long. RefSeq names its product general substrate transporter. The coding region runs from base 1 to 1668 and encodes 555 amino acids. Gene Ontology annotation, cellular component: membrane. Gene Ontology annotation, biological process: carbohydrate transport; transmembrane transport. The record is from RefSeq and is a predicted model, not a curated record. NCBI's taxonomy places the organism in Eukaryota, Fungi, Basidiomycota, Agaricomycetes, Boletales, Suillaceae. Gene Ontology annotation, molecular function: carbohydrate:proton symporter activity. The transcript has 25 exons.